AUGGGGCUGAUGACAAGACUGCAAACCGCUUUCAUGUCGGCAGCCCAUCGGCGCAGCUUUGGCGCUCGUCGCUCCAACCUUGACCUUGUCACCUUCACAUUGGCUCUCUUGCGCAUUCUUGCUGGCGGAUUAGCCUCGCCUCGUCUUGAUGAAUCACCGCUCCGCCGUGCUGUUGCGGUUCGUAGCUUGAUCGUCCUCAACUUUUCGGAAGCCUCCCGCACAUAUCUUUUUUUUCUUCCGGCUACAGUAGAGCUGCGCACCGUUUCCACCGAGCUCACUUCUGCAAUGAGCGCAUCCGAUAGGCAUUGCUGGUGCUCGGACAAGCCGCACAAUGAUCCAAUCGCUCUUGCUCGCCGUAACGAAGCCGUGUGUGCUCCUUGCGCUGUCGCCAAGCCUAUCUGCACCACAUUCGGUCUCUUUCACAUCCCCGGCGACACGGCUCUGGUGACUGCUGCCGCUGGUUGCUGUGCGUUUGCCAAGAAGCUGCCCAUAGCUUCGCCCUCACCGCCCAAGCUCUCCAUCGUCGCAAGCUUAAUAGCACUCGCACCAGGUCCAGACACAUGCUCUGCGCCUAGUUUCACGAAGGCAGACUGUCCGAAGCUUCGUGCGCACCGAAACGUGGCGCCGUUUCAGUCGCCUCAUCUCGCUAAAGUCGCUUCGGUGGUCGUCUGGUGUCAGGCUCAUAGCCGCAAGCGGAAAGCCUUGCAGUCUUCCAGUGUCUCGCACCUCACCGGCUGUCGCUCCUCGGGCAGAAUUCGCAAGCUCGUCCUCGUAACCAGCCGCCCUCUAGGUCAAGUCACGCCUCUUUACGAUCCUAACGAUAUCCGGGCACCCUCGUUCUUGCAAGUUGCGGCUCACUCUGCUGCCUCCAGUCCCCCUCUGUCGAUCUCUCCAAAGCUCUCUUUCAGCCUUGGCAUCCUUUCGCACCUACAUGUCAAGCCGCUAGUUCUCCUGAAACGCCGUGCCAGAGACUAUCGGCCUUGCGACCCGGAGACGGGAUUGCAUGGCUGGUCGGUCUGCUACCAGAAGUGCCAAGCGAAACGAUCGGCGCAAUCAGCUCACUCGCGUCGUACUUCAUCGGCCCAGUUCCAGCCGAACAUCGACCUCGAACUCAAGAUGGACGCACCCACCCACUUCCACGAUGUCACAAACUUAGCCGCCUCUGCACGCAAUAGCGCCGCUCACCACCAAGAAGCCAUCAUGUCGAGUCGUUCUGCUCAAAGCGAAGCUGCGCAGCAGAGUCACACGACCAUCACGCCGGACGCAAGCUACGACGACGGCUCGCAGCACAUGCUCAUGAAGCAAAAUCAAGCAGACCUCGCAACUUUCGGGACUCCGAUUCCUGGUGGCACCCCCGGGCCCAAAGAAGCGGAUGGCUGUAAUGCGGCCGCAUCCAACGACGGUAGUCGUAUCCACAACGUCGAUGCAUCGGGUCACUCCCGGCAGCUCGAUAUGAGCGCGCCGCUCCGACAGGCCAACGCUCAAUUCCACGACCCUCACGAUCCUUCCCUGGAGCAAGAGAUCGGCGCAGCCCUUCAUACGCAGGUGGGCAACGUGCAGCAGUCUCCUGCCACGCACGGGCACUUCUUCUCCCCUACAGACGGCCAACGAGAUGCACAGAUGGCUCAGGACCAAUCUCAUCCAGACCCGAUGCAGUUUAAGACCGAGCCUGCCAGCUUUGCGGAUCAGCAUCACCAAGUCAAGUCGUAUCCGCCAUCGCCACCAAGACGGAACCAGAUGAUCCCACAACCGGACUUGCGAUCCUUCCAAGCUGGUGCGCGAUCCACCGAAGGUCGCCACAUGAUCUCGCAUCGUCCAAGCCACAGUCUUGGCCAGGCGGGUGCAUUCAUGUCUGGCAUACCGGACCGAGAUAUGUUUGGGCACAGUCACGUCAGCGCGCCCGUCUCUCCCUCUGACGGCAUGAACUCAGGCCCCUUCGCAGCUUUGUUUCAGUAUCCGGGCGCUCGCCAAGAAGUGGGUCCCGGUAUGACCGAGCAUGGCCACGUGUUCGAUCAGAGCGUGGGCCCUGGCAUCUCGCGUCCCAUCGGUCAUUUGCCAAAGUCCUGCGCUCCCUCGGCCCGCUCCGCUUCGCCCUCCACCAGCAUGGCAUCAACAUCGAUGGCGUCCAUCUCUCCUUUGGGAAGCGCUCGCAUCAACGCCGACGGCUCCUUCACUUCGCAGGAGACCUCCUUCGAUAGCAUCUCCAACGCCGCCUCCGGCUCAUUCAGCCGUGCCUCCUCCACGUCAGAAGAAGCCUUCUUUCAAGAUCUGGGCUCGCUCGGCCUCGCCUCCUCGUUGCGCAUGAACAAGCAGAAAAAGAAGCUGCGCAACAUUGAUCGCAAGGAGAUUUGCGAUUACUCGAUUGCGAAUCCGCUGGUCAAGCAGGAUGCCAUCGCCAACCGAUUUGGCAUCGAACGCAGCACCGUCAGCAAGAUCCUCAAGCACAAGGAAAAGUGGUUGGCGAUCGACCCGCAAAGCGACGCAGCGCGCAUCGCCAAGCACAGAGCCGUCAAGUUUCCUGCUGUCGAAGACCGCCUCACCAGCUGGGUCGCUGCGCUCAAAGCCAGCGGCAAGCCUGUGCGCGACUCGAUCAUCCGACAGGAAGCUCUGCGCAUCGCGCGCGAGCUUGGUCUCGGCGAGGACAAGUUCAAAGCUUCGGGCGGCUGGAUCGAGAAGUUCAGAGAGCGCAACAUGAUCCCGAAACCCCAGCUUAGCGAUGCUGCGAGCGCAACGUCGGCCACAGGGGCAGAUGCCACGGAGCUCGAUGCGUCUUCUUGCGACGGCGCAUCAUCACAUCCGACAGCUAGCGCCGAGACGUCGACAGAGGCCUCGAUCAUGCCAACGGGCGGUCCAGCGGAAGCGGAGAGCAGCACCGGUGGUCAGUCGCGAAGCGUCCGACGCCAGCCUGCGCGGGCAAGCAAGGCAAAAGGUACUCCUCAGAAGCGCACCCGAGACGAUGCAGAGAGGACGCAGGCCAUCUUGAGCAUGUCGCCUCUCAGCCACGACCUGGCUCGCAUGCACUUCCCCAAUGGCGCACCCAUUCCGCUCAUGCCGGAGCCCGCCCUCUUUCGACCCAACUUCUACGAGACGCAUGCAGCUGCCUCUCAGUUCAUGACGAACAACAAUAUCAUGUACGGCGGCCAUUACGUCUCGCCCACCAUGCAGCCCAUGGAGGAUCAGGACGAAUCCGAGCGCAAGCGCAGGCGCUCCGGGCAGCACUUUGAUGCCGGGCAAGCGUCCAUGGUGCUGGAUGCCCCAAUCGAGUUUCAGUUCCCUUCGGCUGGCGCUAGCGCGCUUUCUCCUUUGGACGGCAUGCCCGGUGCUGCUCCUGGCGGUCAGGGCCAGUCCGACGUGGGCCUACAGACCGCAAGUCCUCGGAGUCGUCGCACUGUCGCCAAAUCCGCCACUGCCAGUGGCGGACGUGGCCGCGCACGCCGUGGCAAGGGUCGUCUUUCGGGCGCGAACCAUACACCUCAGACCCCUUCGCCUCUAUCGAUGUCGCCCACCGACGCUCGAGGCGAGGCCGUUCUGCCGAGGUUCAAUCUAGCCGACGCCGAGCAGAUCACGGCAGCCACCCUGGAGCGCAUUCGCGCGCUGCAGAGCUCUGGCGACAAGUCGUCGAUCGUAACAGCGGAGCAGGCGCAACAGUCGUUGGAGCUGGUGCUGCGCUUCCUGAGCGAACAGCCGAGCGACUUUUUGCCCGCCAACCAUUUUGUGGUCUUCGGCCACUUGCAGGCCAACAUCGAACAAAAGAUCCGAGAUCAGGCCAAGCAGAGCCCUGCUGCCGCCGACGGUCCUAGCUCGCAACCUCCUGUACCCGGUGCCUCCCCCAAUGCGGAGGCGACCUCUGCCACGCUUGGCGACGACGUGAACAAUUUGCCAGCAAGCUGCGCCUAG
Molecule: messenger RNA, 3897 nt
Organism: Moesziomyces aphidis
Lineage: Eukaryota; Fungi; Basidiomycota; Ustilaginomycetes; Ustilaginales; Ustilaginaceae
Source: the annotation of a GenBank genome assembly